AACGGCGGAGUAUAGCGGGGUCUGUCGGAGCUGGAUCAGGUAUGUUGGGGUUAUAUGCGGGGAUUGGAGGCGUCUGCGGUAGGUAACCAAUUUCACGAUCCUUACGGCAAGGGUCGUAUAAUCCGGGACUUAAUUCGGUGAGUACAUGAUAUAAGAACCAUGGGACAUCGCGCUAUUCUAAGUGGUGAACCGGUGAGUCGGUUACACACUUUCCACGCGGUAGUCGUUGUCUCGUCAUAGCUACCUGGUAUAUUAGCCUCACACGUGGAGGUGAUACAAGUUAGCUCAAGAUGGCAAGUCUCCUUUUGUUUAUGGCGACGGCCGUCUCAGCCGCUGCCGUCGUGAGAAGAGACUAUCCGAGCGAUGACCCUCUCACUUCGUGUCCUGGUUACAAGGCCUCGAAUGUUGUCAAGACAGCAUCGGGACUGACGGCGGACUUAACUCUAGCCGGCGAGGCCUGUAAUAUAUACGGUACGGACUUGGAAGACCUAACGUUAGAGGUCUCGUAUGAUACGGAGACGCGACUUCAUGUCAAAAUCCAAGAUGCAGCCAACAGCGUCUACCAGAUCCCCGAGUCCGUUUUCAGUCGACCAGACGCCCAAGACUCCGAAGAAGCACAGUCUGCACUGAAAUUCGACUAUGUUGAAAGCCCAUUUUCCUUUACUGUAUCUCGCUCGGAUUCAGGUGAGGUCCUCUUCGACACCUCGGCCGCAACCCUUGUGUUCGAAUCGCAGUACUUGCGCCUCAGGACAAAAUUGCCAGAAAAUCCAAGUCUCUAUGGACUUGGCGAGCACUCGGAUCCUUUCAUGCUGAAUACCACUGAUUACAUCAGAACGUUCUGGUCUCAGGAUGCCUACGGCGUUCCUGAAGGUGCUAAUUUGUAUGGUAAUCACCCCGUGUACUAUGAACAUCGUGAAUCCGGUACUCAUGGCGUGUUCUUCUUAAACUCAAAUGGCAUGGAUAUCAUGAUCAAUAACACAGCCGAGUCCGGUCAGUAUCUCGAAUACAAUACGCUCGGUGGUGUUCUCGACUUCUAUUUCGUAUCUGGCCCGAGCCCGAUUGAGGUUGCGCAACAAUACGCCGAAAUUGUUGGUACACCCGCGAUGAUGCCUUAUUGGGGAUUUGGCUACCACAAUUGCCGAUAUGGAUACCAAGAUGUCUUCGACGUAGCUGAGGUGGUCUACAAUUAUAGUCAGGCUGGCAUCCCGCUGGAGACGAUGUGGACCGAUAUUGACUACAUGUAUCGUCGAAGAGUAUUCUCCCUAGAUCCAGAUAGAUUUCCCUUGCACAAGAUGCGCGAGCUAGUCGACUACUUACAUGCGCAUGACCAGCAUUACGUCGUUAUGGUGGAUCCGGCCGUGGCCUACCAGGACUUCCCAGCUUCCUUUCAGCGAGGAGUCGACGACAAUAUCUUCCUCCUUCGUGAAAACGGCUCUGUAUGGAAGGGCGUCGUCUGGCCUGGUGUAACCGCAUUCCCCGAUUGGUUCUCGGCGAACGUCAGCAGGUACUGGAACAAUGAAUUCUCUCUCUUCUUCUCGCCGGAGGAUGGCGUCGACAUCGACGCCCUUUGGAUUGAUAUGAACGAGCCUUCCAACUUCCCUUGUUACUUCCCCUGUGAUAACCCAGAUGCUUCAGCUGUGGGUUACCCACCAGAGCCUCCACCAGUAAGGGCGAACCCUCGACCCCUGCCAGGCUUUUCUUGCGAUUUCCAGCCCGAGGGAACCGAUUGUGCGAAAACCGAAGUAAGAUCCCUUGAAAUCCGCGACAGCAUACCCCCGGCAUAUUUCAAUAAUCUUGUAAUCUCGCCGCGCCAGACGGAGGGCCAGCAGAAGGGACUCCCUGGUCGCGAUCUUCUCUUCCCCAAGUACGCGAUUCAUAAUAAGGCCGCGAACGAGGACAGUUGGAACGCGGCUGAGGGUGGCAUUUCUAACAAGACUGUGAAUACCGAUGUAAUCCACCAAAACGGUCUCGCUAUGUACGAUACCCACAACAUGUACGGUUCGAUGAUGUCCAUCGCGUCCCACGAGGCCAUGCUCCAACGAAGACCUACCGUGCGCCCCAUGAUCAUCACACGCUCGACAUUUGCCGGUGCUGGUACCAAGGUAGGCCACUGGCUAGGUGACAAUUUGUCUUCAUGGCACCAUUACAGGCUCGCAAUUCGAAGCAUGAUGGCCUUUGCUUCCGUGUACCAAGUACCAAUGGUCGGCGCAGACACAUGCGGGUUCGGUGACAACACAACGGAGCAGCUCUGCGCGAGGUGGGCCGCUCUUGGAGCAUUUUCGCCGUUCUACCGCAACCACAACAGUCUAGACAUGGUCCCCCAGGAGUUCUACCGCUGGAACGCCACAACGGUAGCUGGGCGCAAGUUCAUCGAUAUCCGCUACCGCCUGCUCGACUACAUGUAUACAGCCUUACAGGGGCAAACUGUUGAUGGAACACCUAUGGUGAACCCGGUCUUCUACCUUUACCCUCAGGAUAAAAACACGUACCCCUUGGACUUGCAGUACUUCCUCGGUCCAGCACUUCUCGUCGCACCCGUCACCGAAGAGAAUAGCACGAGCGUUGACAUAUACCUACCCGACGACGUCUUCUACGAUUGGUACACGCACGAGAAGGUCGUCGGCCAGGGCAAAACUAUCACAGUCGAGAACCAGGAAUGGACGGAUCUACCCCUAUACCUAAGGGGUGGCGUGAUCGUGCCGACGCGUGCCGAAUCGGCCAAUACGACCACGGAGCUGCGUACUAAACCCUUCGAGAUCAUAGUGCCUGUGGGAAAGGACGGAAAAGCGAGCGGCCGGCUAUACCUAGACGAUGGUGCGAGCAUCGAACAAGCAGGGACGAGUGAUAUUCUCUUCGAGUACGCCGACGGUGUGCUCACCGUCAGCGGCACAUUUGGUUACAAGACGGACAACCUAAGAGUCAACAAGGUUACGUUCUUGGGUGUUGGCGGGAAGAGUGGAUGUAGCAAGCGCGCCGCCAAGGACGUGGUCACCGUACAGAUUGAUAAGCCGCUUACGGAAGCGUUUACUGUCGAUGUCGGCAAGGCGUAAGCAUAUGUGAGCAAAAGAAAAGGGGUGUUGACUAUUGGAUAAUGAGAAAUGCGGAACUGCAUGGUGUUAGCUCUGUGUAUAUUAAAAAUCCAUAAUGUAUAUACUUAAAAUGUAAUUGUUGGAACUAUCACCAUGCUUCUAUCUUUGG
Messenger RNA from Annulohypoxylon truncatum, 3198 nucleotides. Its product is annotated as glycoside hydrolase family 31 protein. The record is from RefSeq and is a predicted model, not a curated record. Gene Ontology annotation, biological process: carbohydrate metabolic process. NCBI's taxonomy places the organism in Eukaryota, Fungi, Ascomycota, Sordariomycetes, Xylariales, Hypoxylaceae. The transcript has 3 exons. Bases 291 to 3050 code for a protein of 919 amino acids. Gene Ontology annotation, molecular function: carbohydrate binding; hydrolase activity, hydrolyzing O-glycosyl compounds.